This is a messenger RNA of Didymella exigua CBS 183.55, 1734 nucleotides long. Its product is annotated as glycoside hydrolase family 79 protein. The transcript has 2 exons. Bases 1 to 1734 code for a protein of 577 amino acids. The record is from RefSeq and is a predicted model, not a curated record. NCBI's taxonomy places the organism in Eukaryota, Fungi, Ascomycota, Dothideomycetes, Pleosporales, Didymellaceae.
AUGGUGCGCUCGCUAUUGCCCACGAGCAGCAUUGUCCUACCGCUGCUCUCGCUAUCACAACACGCCCUCGCUCAAUCGUUAUCGCUGUCGCCGUCAGGGAGCGCCCCCGAUGGCGCCUCAGAGUAUCUCGAUGCCUCGUUCGCCGGGUUUGGCAUUGAGCCCUCGAACCUGUUCUCAUUCACUGGAGGCAACACGCCCAACCAGCUGUCGAUAAAGCUCCUCCAGAACCUCGCAGACUACUCGGGCGCGCCGCCACACAUUCGGUUAGGAGGCAACACGCAAGACUACAUGCUCUAUGAGUCAGAUUACACAGACAUUGCUUGGAAGAAGAACCCCAGCUCAACGGCGCAGGGCAACAUCGCCGCCGACUCGAUGAUCAUCGGGCCAGGAUACUUCCAGGCAUUGAACCGCUUCCCCAAGGACACACCGGUUACGUUUGGCCUCAACUUGGCCUACAUGGAGGAUGAUUGGGAGGACCGCAUCGUGGCUGCCGCCCAGGGUGCUGUCUCAGGCAUGACCAAUGUCAAGCUGUACUCGUUCGAGGUUGGCAACGAGCCCGAUCUGUGGUUGCAGAACACCUUCCGUACCGCGCCCUGGGAUGGAAAGCUAUACACAACACAGUUUCUCGACCGUGCCGAGGCCGUCUACACCCGUGUGCUGCAGCCAGCGGGUCUACCUUCGUCCUUCUUCGAGCCCCCUGCGACUGCAUCCACCAUCGGCACCACCUUCGAGAUCUCACAACUGGUGAGCGAUGGCAUGAUGGAGGGUAGGAACGGAGACAACUACGUGACUGUAUGGAACCAGCACGAUUACUUCUAUUUCAUUGGCGUCACGCCUACACCUAUUACACUUAAUGACCUUAUGCAAUUCGACCAAACCAAUACCCAAUUCGCAUACUGGGAGAAACAGAUCAAGAUUGGCCUAAAGACUGGCCUGCCCUACGUCCUCCGUGAGAUGAGUUCCAUUGGACCCAUCGGUAUGCCUGGCGUCUCUGACGCAUUCGGUGCAUCUCUCUGGACCCUCAACUUCUUCCUAUACGCCGCCUCCCUCGACAUUGCUUCCGUGCAGAUGCAUAUGACUGAUAACUCCAACGCAAGCGCCUGGCAACCGAUAGAGUUGUACGGUCGCGCUCCAUUCGUACGAACACUCUACUAUGCCCAUGCCGCCAUGGCACAGAUCGUCGGUAACGGUAACGGUACCACUCAGAUUUCCAGCAUGAGCACCAGCAACGUCGGCUCUUCGUACGACGGUCGUAUCCGCGCAUACUCCAUGUACGCUCAUGACAGCCUGCAGGCUGUGAUCAUGCUCAACGGCAAGCAAGCCAACGAGUCGCAGUCCAACAAGGGCAGCUUCACCUUCAACGUCAACUUCGGCUCAUCCAAUGCCAACAAGGACGUCUACCUCUCCUACCUGACCGCUGAUGGUGCUGACUCCCAGACUGGUGCCACCUGGAACGGCAUAUCCUAUUCCGACACCACUGGCGAGGCAAGCAUCGUCGACACCACACUCCACACAGUCACCCUCGAUAGCUCCGGCAAAGCUGCAAUCCCUGUUCGUGAUUCGCAAGCCGUUGUUGCCAACAUUGGGUGGCAGAUCGGGAGCACAGCGGUCCUGAAGAGUGACGGCAGCACUGCUAGGAAGAGUAACGCUAGUCCUCCCACCACGCCCACCAUCUUCACCGCCGUAGCGGCCAUGAUCGCCACCACCUUUGUUCUCCUAGUCUCCAGCGCCUAA